GGCCCUUUCUCUUCUGCUUCCUGAGUGCUUCCAGUAAUAGAAGCUGGAGAUGCCCUGGAUUUUGAGUGCCAGCGUCCUCUGAUUCUGCGGGCCACUCCCUGGCUGCGUUCUCAGAGGCCCGUUGGAGUGUAAAGGGGAGAAGCCGGAGGAGACGAGAUACAGGGUGGGGGGUGGAGUUCCAGGUGGGGGCAAACUAUGGAAGAAGAAGGGCCAGGCGUAGCAGGUGACAGUGGGCACCACAGGGGUCAGGCAACAGGUGACCCAUCAGGAAGUGGGAGCUGGGAAGUGCAGUGGGGUGCUGUUCAGGGAUGGGGCGGACACAAGGAUGAGGGCAAGAGUGAGACAGACCCAGAACUGAGGCCGUACAGACCGGCGUUUAAGAAACGAGAUAGUUCCUUGGACGAGUGUGGGAGGAAACGAUGCUGAGGUGAACGGGCAGAGCUGUAAGGAGGGAUGAUUAUUACAGCUGUGCGAACUUCUAGGCUGUGGGUGGAAGGAGCGAGGAAGUGUUCAGGAAUCUGAGGAAGAGAAACACAGCAGAGCCACGCUUCGCUUCGGGGAGUGAGGGAUGCCGGGAACACAGGACCCACAGAGUGUGGGACCGCCUGAGUCCUCACCGGCCUGCGGCAGAGGAUGGUCCCCUUGGACAGCUGCCAGUGAAAGAACGGGUCAUGGUGGUGUCUUUCCUGAAUGUGCUGCUGCUUUUAUUGGCACUCACUGUGCACAAACCCGUGUCAUUGUCUCAUUUGUCCCUUUCCCAGGUGGGCUGAGGGAGGUUGUGUUACGUUAUUUACAAAUUGGAGAGGAGCAGAUUGGAUCUCAUUCAAGUAGCAGAGUCUGCCUUGAAGGAAACCGAUUUUUCAGACUUCUUCAUUCCUGAGUCAAGAUAGAGAGAAAUGGAAAGUUGCUUAAUUCAAAAACACCUUAUGAGUGGAAAUUUAGGAAAUGCACUGGGGCACCUGAAUGCUGGGGAUGCCUGUGAAGAGCAGCGUUGCUAUUGCGGGGUGGGGAGAGUGGUAGUGAGCGUGCGCAGGUGGCUCCGGAGAAGAGAGGAGGCCAGCAGAAAGCAAGUGGCUCGAGCGUGGACAGCAGCGGAGUGGCUGCGCUGCCGAGAAGGUGAAGCGCUUCUUCCGCCGUGUUUUUAGCCAAAGGAUGCUCUGCCCUGCCUUGAUUCCUAUGGAGACCGGCCAGCCUGUGUGGCUUCUGUGGACACUGCGUCCUGCAUCGUCUCUCCCUCCCAUCUUCACCUCCUCCCGCAGCUCGGGGUCACCCUGGGCCCAGGGGGCCUGUGAUGAAGGUGCGGAGAGAGCCCGGGGACUCAUCCUCCUGGCCUGAGCAGCCAUGGCCGGGCAACCCCUCGGCCCCACCUUUACGAGGCUCAGACCAUCACUAGAAGGCAAGUGCUGAGACGCACGGCUGAUUUGCACUUUAUUUAUAUGUGACCGACUGGGCUUUGGACAGUUUCCAUAGCAGAAAAAUAGAUUUCAUUUUCUAGGCACGACGGCUGGCAGUCAGGUGCUCGCUGCCCUGGCAGGGGACAGCCGCAUCACUGAGCGCAGCCCAGACAGGUCUCCACGGUGGAGCCCCCCAUGCCAGUGUGUGGGAGACCCCGCGUUUUCUGACUGAAGUCUGAGAAUCGUGAGGCUGUCUAGACCAGCGGAGCUCUGGAGAGCAGUGCUGAGCCCCCGAGCAGAGAGAACACAGGGGUGUGCUGAUUUAAAAACAGAAAAUGCAAAGUUGGACUGAAAAUAUCCUUAGUCUUCCAAGCAAUCUGCUUAAGAGUUCCAAACUUACCUUCGUUUGGUGAGCGAAGGAGCUGCCCUAUUUUCUCUCCUCCUUCCUUCCUCUUUUACAGCUGGAACCAGCCGUUUCCCAAGGCCACCACCAUGGAGGUCGCCAUGGUGAGUGCGGAGAGCUCAGGGUGCAACAGUCAUCUGCCUUAUGGGUAUGCGGCCCAGGCCCGGGCCCGGGAGCGUGAGCGGCUGGCCCACUCCAGGGCCGCUGCCGCUGCAGCCGUGGCGGCAGCCACCGCGGCUGUGGAAGGCAGCGGGGGCUCCGGAGGGGGGCCCCCCCACCACCACCAGGCCCGCGCGGCCUGCACCCCCCGUGACCCCCAGGGCAUUCGCGGCAGUCGGAGGAGGCGGGGGCGACAGCGGCCUGAGAAGAAGAAAGCCCACCACAGGCAGAGCAGCUUCCCUCACUGCUCGGAUCUCAUGCCCAGCGGCUCUGAGGAGAAGAUCCUGAGGGAGCUGAGCGAGGAGGAGGAGGAGGAGGAGGAGGAGGACGAGGAGGAGGAGGAGGAGGAGGGGGAGGGGGAGGAGGAGGCCAGGUUCUACUACAGCGAGCAGGACCGAGGUGACCAGUGCUCCUACACAGACCUGCUGCCCCAGGACGAAGGCGGCGGAGGCGGGUACAGCUCCGUGCGCUACAGUGACUGCUGCGAACGUGUGGUGAUCAACGUGUCCGGCCUGCGCUUCGAGACCCAGAUGAAAACCCUGGCCCAGUUUCCAGAGACUCUGCUGGGAGACCCUGAGAAGAGGACUCAGUACUUUGACCCUCUGCGCAAUGAGUAUUUUUUUGACAGGAACAGGCCCAGCUUUGAUGCCAUCUUGUACUAUUACCAGUCGGGAGGACGCCUGAAGAGGCCCGUCAACGUCCCCUUCGACAUUUUCACUGAGGAGGUGAAGUUUUACCAGCUGGGCGAGGAGGCCCUGCUCAAGUUCCGGGAGGACGAGGGGUUCGUGAGGGAGGAGGAGGACAGGGUCCUGCCUGAGAGUGAGUUCAAAAAGCAGAUCUGGCUGCUCUUCGAGUAUCCAGAGAGCUCCAGUCCCGCCAGGGGCAUCGCCAUUGUGUCCGUCCUGGUCAUCUUGAUUUCCAUCGUCAUCUUCUGCCUGGAGACCUUGCCCGAGUUCAGGGACGACAGGGACCUGGUCAUGGCACUGAGCACCGGCGCUGGCGGGCACGGUGGGUUGUUGAAUGACACCUUGGCACCCCGUCUGGAGAACUUGGGGCACACGAUCUUCAACGACCCCUUCUUCAUCGUGGAGACCGUGUGCAUCGUGUGGUUUUCCUUUGAGUUCGUGGUCCGCUGCUUUGCCUGUCCCAGCCAAGCCCUCUUCUUCAAAAACAUCAUGAACAUCAUUGACAUUGUCUCCAUCUUGCCUUACUUCAUCACCCUGGGCACGGAUCUGGCCCAGCAGCAGGAGGGCAGCAACGGGCAGCAGCAGCAGGCCAUGUCCUUCGCCAUCCUCAGGAUCAUCCGCCUGGUCCGUGUGUUCCGGAUCUUCAAGCUCUCCAGGCACUCCAAGGGCCUGCAGAUCCUGGGCCACACCCUCCGAGCCAGCAUGCGUGAGCUGGGGCUGCUCAUCUUCUUCCUCUUCAUCGGGGUCAUCCUCUUCUCCAGUGCCGUGUACUUUGCAGAGGCGGAUGAGCCCACCACCCAUUUCCAAAGCAUUCCCGACGCGUUCUGGUGGGCCGUGGUCACCAUGACAACUGUGGGCUACGGGGACAUGAAGCCCAUCACCGUGGGGGGCAAGAUUGUGGGGUCCCUGUGUGCCAUCGCGGGUGUCUUAACCAUCGCUUUGCCAGUACCAGUGAUCGUCUCCAACUUCAACUAUUUCUACCACAGAGAGACUGAAAACGAGGAGCAGACGCAGCUCACACAGAACGUUGUCAGCUGCCCGUACCUCCCUUCCAAUUUGCUGAAGAAAUUUCGGAGCUCCACUUCUUCCUCCCUGGGGGACAAAUCAGAGUAUCUAGAGAUGGAGGAAGGAGUGAAGGAGUCCUUGUGUGCGAAGGAGGAGAAGUGCCAGGGAAGGGGGGAGGAGAACGAGACAGAGAAAAACAACUGUUCCAACGCGAAGGCUGUGGAGACCGAUGUGUGAAUGACUCCCCCCACCAGCCACGGCCCCCCCAGCAUCUCCAAAUAUAUUUAUGCAUAGACAGUGCAGUUAUGAAAAUGAAAUAUGCAAAUGAGUCCAAUGCAUAAGGUAGUACGCCAUUUAAUGGUAAUACAUGGCAUAAUUGUUGCUAAACUUGGAUCACAUGUCAAAUAAAUGAAACAUCUUGGAGAAGAGGGAGGCUUAAAUAGGAGCAAAUCUAUCUUUAUAUUUUUUAUUAGAAUGCAAGAAUUUUGCACAUGAACUGGAAGAGAUGUUAAUAGUAAAGAUGGUUCCAUGGAGAGAGAGUGUAUGUGUGAGCGUGUGUGCCUGUGUGUGUAUGUGUAAGUACACUGUCAGCGUUGUUGGUAAUUGUGCAGUGACGGGAGAAGUUGGCAUUCUGAAGUAUUUACUAUGUAAGAACUAAAGAAUUUGAGCAGUCAUUUACCAGUGCUUUAAUAGCAUCUUCGAUGUCUUUGAAUUCUGUAGUUGUUUUUUAAAUGUUGUAAGAGUUAUUGUGUACAAAAAAAGAGAAAGUAAAUUAUUUAACAAUAUAGGUCACAGUUUUAUCUUGGAUUUAAUUAAAGUUUAUUUUUGACUGGAAAUCAACUUUUAAAAAGGCUACAGGGCCCUUUAGAAAUUGAUUAUAUUUUAUUAUUAAUCGUGGGAAGCAAUGACAACAAAUGCCUAACGUUGUGAAGAAAUGAAACUGGAGAAGAUGUAACAGGUGACAAGACUGGAAUCUUUUCCUUUGCACUACUUGAUAUGCUGAAGGUCGAGAGAGACUUCAUACUGUGAAUGUUUACUAAUGUAACAGUUCCGUGACGAUCAUUGGACGAGUCACUUCUUAGUCUUAUUUCCUUUGCUCUCUCCUUUUCUUUGUGUGAGACUGCUGACCACACAAGUAACAGCACACAACCCUCUCCUAUUUUGAAAUUUAACUGAAACACAAAGGGACUGUGAAGUAAAAUCGAACAGCUGAAUCUUUUGAAAUUGGUCUGUUACAGUGAUGCUUCAGAAACCAUACUAUUUUAAAUAUUCUGCCUUUUAAGUCCAGAAUAACUUAACCAAAGUUAAUGCAUGCACUGAAAGAAUUCUUGAAGAAAUAAGAUGCUCAGCAGCUACAGUGAUUAUGGCUUAAGAUCUUUUUCUAUUAAAUGUGCAACAUUAAUGCCAGAAUCAUUCAGUUUAUUUUUUGUGUCCAGCUACAGAACAGCAGAAAGUGGGGAGUCACUUCUGAUUUCAGUUCUCUUUGCUAAAGUGGAUAUAAUGAGGCAGUUUCAAAACACCUGGUUUCUACAUCACCAUCAUUGCGUCUUUAUUAAGGGACCUUAUGACACACAUAAGAGCAUUUGAUUCACUACAAGGUGUUUCACAGUGUGAGGAGAAACUGAUAAUCGCCUUGCACUACUAAUCUACAUGCAUUAGAGACCUUACUGUUUGAUUUUUUUUUUUAAGAACUUUGAUUCUUUAUGGGAUGGUUGUCCUGAUUUUGGUAAAACC
Heterocephalus glaber (naked mole-rat) is the source of this 5381-nucleotide messenger RNA. It is a transcript of the gene Kcna4, whose product is annotated as potassium voltage-gated channel subfamily A member 4. Gene Ontology annotation, molecular function: delayed rectifier potassium channel activity; protein binding; potassium ion binding. Gene Ontology annotation, biological process: protein homooligomerization; action potential; potassium ion transmembrane transport. The record is from RefSeq and is a predicted model, not a curated record. NCBI's taxonomy places the organism in Eukaryota, Metazoa, Chordata, Mammalia, Rodentia, Bathyergidae. Gene Ontology annotation, cellular component: axon; dendritic spine; membrane.